AUGGCUGCUUACAGAAUGCAGACAAAAUGUUUGUGGAAUGAGAAAAAUAUGAGUUAUGCUCAAAAAGACGUGUGCUACUUCCGAGAUAAAUUGUCAGAUGUAGGUAACAAACAGAUGGACAAUUUGACAAAUACAUCAAUGUUUUUAGUUGUCGAACAUGGCAGUGUGUCUAAUGUUAAAUAUAUAUAUUUUGCUGGUUCUCUUCUGUUGUAUCUAGUAACAGUUUCAGUUAACAUAUUGCUUGUUACUGUUAUUUCACUAAGAAAGAGUUUACAUGAACCCAUGUAUAUCUUAAUAUGUAAUUUAGCUGUAAAUGGUAUUUAUGGCACUACAGCAUUUUUGACAAUCUCUAUGGCAAACAUGCUGCUGGAAAAUGUUUCACCAACUGUGUGUUUUAUUCAAGCAUUUUGUGUCCUGACAUUUUCUACUUCUGAGUGGACUAUAUUCACAGUGAUGGCAUAUGACAGAUACGUUGCAAUCUGCAACCCACUGCAAUAUAUUACUAUUAUGUCUCCUUUAAAGAUAUUAUUUCUUCUUGUAAUUGCAUGGAUAUAUUCAUUCCUUUUGAUUGGAACAAUAUGUUUCACAAAAGGCCUUCAUCGAUGUGGAUCUAAUACAGACAGACCUUUUUGUAACAACAUGUCCCUUGCUAAACUGACUUGCUUUGAUAAUUCAGAUGAUAGUUAUGUGGGACUAAUCCCUGUCUUAAUUGACACUGGGAUCCCAAUGUCUGCUAUAGUCUUUUCCUAUACAAAGGUCCUGAUAGUGUGCUUUAACAAAUCAAAAGAAGCUAGAAAUAAGGCAUUGCAGACAUGCAGUACUCAUGUAGUUGUUCUUGUAUUGUUUAUGAUGGGAUGCUUGUUUGCUGUAAUUGAACCAGAGUUGAGUGUAACAGAAAUACCAGUCACUAUACACUUUAUGUUAUCAUUAGAAUGUAUUCUGGUACCUCCCAUUACAAAUCCAUUAAUUUAUGGAAUUAGAACAGAAAAACUUAGAAAAGAAAUAAUAGCAUUCUUUAAAAGGUAG
Messenger RNA from Protopterus annectens (West African lungfish), 1026 nucleotides. Its product is annotated as olfactory receptor 52B6-like. Gene Ontology annotation, cellular component: membrane. Gene Ontology annotation, molecular function: olfactory receptor activity; G protein-coupled receptor activity. Gene Ontology annotation, biological process: G protein-coupled receptor signaling pathway. The transcript is spliced from 2 exons. NCBI's taxonomy places the organism in Eukaryota, Metazoa, Chordata, Ceratodontiformes, Protopteridae. The coding region runs from base 1 to 1026 and encodes 341 amino acids. The record is from RefSeq and is a predicted model, not a curated record.